AUGGGAUCAAAUGGAUUAGAUCCUGACUCGGCCCGCUCAGCUUCAUGUCCUCGCGACAUAGCAGAACUGUUCAACGACUACUUCUUUUCCAUUGUGUCUGGAAGCGACAAAACGACUCAAACGGACAAUCCAUCCUCGCCAACUGAUAGCAACUUGUCAGAGUCAAUUCUUUCUCUUGAUGACGUUCUAGCUGCACUCCUCAGCCUCGAUACCAACAAAGCCACAGGUCCGGAUGAAAUACCACCAAGAAUACUAAAGGAAUGUGCUUACCAAAUUGCUCCGUCAUUAUGUCUACUGUUUAAUUAA
Paramuricea clavata is the source of this 306-nucleotide messenger RNA. NCBI's taxonomy places the organism in Eukaryota, Metazoa, Cnidaria, Anthozoa, Malacalcyonacea, Plexauridae. The record is from the annotation of a GenBank genome assembly.